Megalopta genalis is the source of this 8152-nucleotide messenger RNA. RefSeq lists its product as uncharacterized. The record is from RefSeq and is a predicted model, not a curated record. Gene Ontology annotation, biological process: regulation of transcription by RNA polymerase II. Lineage: Eukaryota; Metazoa; Arthropoda; Insecta; Hymenoptera; Halictidae. Gene Ontology annotation, cellular component: nucleus. Gene Ontology annotation, molecular function: zinc ion binding; RNA polymerase II transcription regulatory region sequence-specific DNA binding; DNA-binding transcription factor activity, RNA polymerase II-specific.
AUUACUGUUCACAUAAAUAUCACGUGUAUUGAGGACGCUCAAUGAAUCUGCCGAAAUCAAUUCAAUAUGGACUGGGCCUUAUACAAUGCCAAAAUACAAUUCGCGGUUUGUAAAGUGUUGAAAAAUCACCGGAUACCUCGGCCGAAGCACGAGAUACCUAGCGACAUGGAGGAGGUCGUACUCGACAGAACCGACGGAACAAGUGUCUGUGUACAAGAUGGCGGCGCCCGGGGCCUUAACUGUCGUGAAAAUCGCCAGGAAGUAACCCGUAAACGGAAGCCGCGCGGUGUCGCAGCGAGCCGCGGAUCCCCGCUCCGAAGGAUGUGAUCCGAGGAAGAAGAAGAAGAAGGCCGAGUCCGGGCCAGAGGAGCCUUUUUCUACACUGCCACGAGGAAAUUCGGAUAAUCCAAGUUCCUCGGGCCAGUAUCGUGAUCUUCUCCGUGGCCACGCUGACGAUGGAGUCCAGGGAACGCUAUCAGGAGCUCUGCAGACUUUGCGCAUCCUACGACGCCGUCAAGAUGGACAUCUUCGGUCAAGAGGGCAAGAAUAGACAGCUUGUUGACAAGAUACAAGCCUGUCUACCGUUUAAGAUUGCAGAAGAUGAUCGAUUACCAAAAUGCCUCUGUUACCGAUGCAUGUACAAUUUGGAAAAUUUCUAUGAUUUUAGAACAGCAUGUGUCAAUGCAGUGGCUCUCUUGGAAAGAUGCUUACCACCGUCAGAAAAAGUUGAAGGUAUUAUGACCACCUUAAGAUGCUGCGAUAACUCAGAGCUCUUGAAGCGAAAAGAAAACAUACCUAUAUUGAUCCCAGAGGCCCCUAUUGUGAAUCCCAAUGCUGCCUUAGGAACACCUCCUAGAUUAAAUUCUGAUGAGGAAGCAGAUCACGAGUCCGAAGAAGUUAUCGAUAAUAGUGGCACAGAUGAAGCAACAAUAAUGGAUGACUCAGAGGAUCACCGAUCAGAAGAAUAUGAAAUGGAUAUGGAAACAAAUCCAAGUGAUUUUCUGGAGAUGACUUCAAUAGUUACCGAAGAACCUGAUGACUUGGAGAUGAAACAUCAAGAACAUUCUAGUAAUAACCCAGAGCAUACAUCUCAGCAACACGAAGUUUAUGUCUGUUCCUUGUGCAACAAAGCAUUCAGUUCAAAGGGUCACUUAUCUUUGCACGCGCGUAUUCAUGUCGGGGCCGGUGAUGUAAUUGGCGAAAAAGUUCUUACGGACGAUCACACUUCCUACAAGAGACCCUACCAAUGUGAUCUUUGUCAUAAAUCUUAUUCGACUGCGAAACAUCGUUGGGGUCAUGUUUCAACGUCUCACAGAGGUCAUCCGGCAGUGACAUGCGGUUAUUGUUCCCGGAUCUACUCGACUCGGACAAAUUUGGAAGAACAUAUAAAAUCACGCCAUGCUGGUCUUCUAGCACCCUUGGAGGUUCCUUUGAACAAUACUUAUCGACUAGAAAAUAGAUGCCAAUGCAAUGUUUGCGGAAAGAUUUGCACUGAUGCCAUGGAACUGAAUCUCCAUGGCAGAGUUUGCAUAGAAGCGCAAAGAUCCGAUUUUCUGACCAAGAGUGAGAAUAGAGAUACCAAAAUAGUUGACAGUUGUGAGGGAUCAAGCUUCGGUAGUGACGACGAUAGCAAAGAUUACAGAAGUGCAGAAGCAAAGCUGGCUAAGAAUCCACAAUUGACGAUCUUGAAGCAAGCUUUAAUGAAGGGUGACAGUCUUAAACGAGACUUUGAAGAUAAAUUCACGGCAAAUUGUAAACCAAAAAAGUUGCCAAGAACAGAAAACAUGGAUGUUAACAAUGAUAAGAAAUGGUACUGUGAAUCAUGUCCUCAAUUUUUUACAUCGGUCGAAAACUUAAAAGAACACGAGGCAGUACAUGAUGCCGAUAAGCCAUUCAUCUGCAUUUUAUGCAAAAAAGAUUUUGUUCUUAAGUCUUCCUUGAGUAGACAUAUCCAAACGUUACAUGGUGUUGAUCCAUGUCCUAUUGUAGAAAGUGAUAAAUGUUUAAAGAAGAUUUUCUCACGACAUUGGAAUGAAUCGAUGGAUAUUGAUUAUGAACAAAAAACUAAUGAGUUUCCAUUAUCUCCGGAAACGAAUGUUGAAAACGAAGAAGAUGAUCAUGAGAGUGGACAAGAGAAUCUUAUUGAAAUUGAAACCGUAUUUGUUUGUGAAAUUUGUACUCGUGAUUUUAAUGAUCGUGCUUCUCUUUGGCUUCACAUUCGAGCCACUCAUAAGGAGUUCGCAGCAUUUGCAUGUGGCGUUUGUUUGAAAAUUUGUGCAGACAACGCACAACUUCUAAAUCAUGUAAAUAUGUACCAUGGCGGAUCAAAAUUGUUACUCUCUGAACAAAGGAGGUACAGUUGCACAAUUUGCGGCAGACAACAUGACUCUAGGAAGAAAUUAAUUGCACACGUGUCCAUACAUAAUAUUGAUCCAAAUUAUGAUCCAGCAACUUUCGUACAAUUGAACAGUAAUUAUUAUGGCGAAAAUAUUAAUGGAAAUGAAACUACAGAAACAAUGCUUGAUUACGAAGAGGAAGGGGACAAAGUAGACUGUUACAUUUGUUAUAAGUCAUUUCCAAACGAAGAUCAUUUAAUACGGCAUCAAAGAAAUGCACACAGAUCUGAACAACCGAUUCCAACAGGAGACUCCAUGAAUCAGUCCAAUUUAAAUGGAGGUGGAAAUAGAGCCCAAUAUCACUUGUUCUUUGUUUGCGAACUUUGUGGCAGUUCACACCCUAGUAAAUGGGAACGUUGGUUACAUGUCAGCUCUGCUCAUGCCAACGAACAAGCCAUAAAAUGCGAUCGUGAUGAUUGUGGUAAAAUUUUUGCAACGAAAUCUCUUAGAAACGAUCACAUUCAACAUCAUAUAAUUCAAGGUCCCUCUCCAAAUACUUGUGAAAUCUGCGGCAAACUUUGGGGUAGUAGAGUAGAUUAUUGGAAGCAUGUUAUGGGCGUUCAUUCAGAUACUGUCCCAUUGAUUUGUGGUGUUUGCCUGAAAGUUUUCCCGAAUGUAUUACAAUUAAGUAAUCAUGUCAAAUCGAAACAUUGGCCAUUAACAAAUGGUGAUUUUAGUUGUGAUAUAUGCGGAAGACCGUAUUCGAACAAAUCUAAAAUGUCCAGGCAUAGAAAAAUCCAUGGUUUUGAAGAAACCUGCGAUAAUGGAGUUGAAGGCAAUGAAAGCAAACCAGAUGGGCGAAUUAGAGAAACAGAAUUAAGUUGUGAACAUUGUACAGACUUAAAGUUUGCUAGUUUAGAGAAGUUGUGUAAUCACAGACGAAUCAUUCAUGGCCUUUUUCCUUGCGAUCUCUGUAAUAAAUGUUACGGAAGAACCUCACACCUAUGGAAACAUGUAAAUAGAGUCCAUAAAGGUCAUGAGGAUGUUACAUGCCCAUAUUGCUUGAAAACUAGUGCAUCAAAAGAUCAUUUGGCAACACAUAUUUCUAAAAUUCAUAGGUACGAACCUGACUCUAGAAAAGACGGAAAAGACACUAGGCAAUUUAAAACGGAUGAAGUUAGUUUACAUUAUUGUGAGAAAUGUAAUAAAGGAUUUCAUAAGCGGUAUCUGUUACGUAGACAUAUGAAAGGAUGUCAGAAUUAUAGGAAGGAUCCUGGUGCGUUGCUUACUCGUUGCAGAGCUUGCGAAAGAAUUUUUAAAGAUCGUGCUAGUUUACAAAAGCAUAUAGAAAAUCAUCAUAGUACAUACACUUGUCAUCUUUGUAACGAAACUAUCACUUCGAAAUUAGGAAUUAUGACGCAUAAUAGAGUGAAACAUAUGGAUCACCCGGAUUUGACUUGUAAUUUUGGAGCUUGUAAAAAGUUGUUUAGGACAAAGGAAGAUUUAGAAUCGCAUAAAAAAGACCACAGAUAUCAUACAAAUCCUAACGUUUGUGAUUUCUGCGGCGACACUGUUGAGAAUAAAUUGAAAUUGAAGAUGCACGUGCUGUCUCUGCAUCGUAAUGAAAUUGGCGUAUCUUGUGGGGUAUGUUUAAUUCCAAUGAAAGAUCCGAAAGAACUUAAGGGUCAUGUAGAAGAAGUUCACGCUAGUGUUCUUUCAAAACCUAAUACUUGUCAAGUAUGCGGUAAACAAUAUGCUUCAAAAUGGAAAGCUUUCGACCAUACUAAAAAAUGUCAUGGCAAAGUAUUCCGGACCUGUAAACAAUGUUUAGCUGUUUUUACAGAAGAUUCUGCCAUCAGAGAUCAUUAUGAAACGAUACAUAAUGUUCCAAAAGAUCAACUUGCAGCAUUUGAGUAUAGGUUGGAUAUUGGAUCAAAACAUGAUGAUUUUGAAAUGGAGUCUCCUGACGUUGUCGUCAAAGAAGAACCAGAUGAUUUGGAGUACGAUGUAGAUCUAUGCGACGAGGACUCCAGCGAUUCAAAAAGGAGAAGAUCAUUGACUGAUACAUUCGAUUGUGAAAUGUGUCCUGAGAUGUUUGCAAAUAGCGAUGCCCUUUCAAAACACUAUCGUAAUAUGCAUAAUACAGAUCCAGAAAGAAUGUUUAAGAGACUGAAGCAAGAAGAACAGAGAAGAAUGCGUGGAAAACUAAGUUUUGUUUGUAAGAACUGUAAAAGACAAUUUUGUACAAAAACAUUGUAUUGGAAUCAUAUUGCAACCUGUAGAAGAAAUACUUUACGAAAAGAGGAAGAACUUGCGUCUUUGCAGAAUAAUAUGUUAGAUAAUCAAGAGAGUGUGCUGGAUAAUCGAGAAGAAAUUUUGAAAAAUAACAAUCAAAUAAAAAAAGAAGAAAGUACGUCAAAUUUGAAUAUCCCUGACUUCAAUCUAUUUGAGGACAUAAAUCUUCAGUUAUCAGGUCAAAGACCUCUUCCAAAUUUAAUGCCAUUAUCUCAGAGAGUGAAAGCAUCAAUAAAAUGUUCAAGAAAGGAUUCUAGGAAAGUGUAUGAUGAAUCAACGAAUACAGAAUGUGCUUGCGAAGUCUGCGGAAAACAAUGGCCGGCAAAGAAACAUUUAUGGCAACAUUUAAUUCGCUUUCAUCGAGCCGAAGCUGCGGUCACUUGUGGAGUAUGUCUGAAACUCUGCAAGGAUUAUGAUAAUUUAGCAGAACAUUUGAAAGCCACACAUGCUGCAAUUCUUUCUUGUGAAGGAAACAAUUUCACGUGCAAAACUUGUGGCAGGUAUCAUAAUGCACGUAGCAAGCUGUUAUUACAUACAAGUAUUCAUAUUGGCCAUGCAAGUAAUGGCACUACAUGUCCGAGAUGUUAUAAGAAUAUUACUGACGAAACUGAUCAUUCUAAUACAUGUACUGGGAAAACGGAAGAACAACACUUGAAGACUGAGGAAAAACCAGAAGGAAGCCUGAUAGCGGAUGAUGCGAUAAUAGAAGAGGUGGAAGAAGGGGAAUUUGAGUCUGAGGCAGAAGAGGCAGAUUCAGCAGAAUCGGAUAGUGGUAGUAGUACAGAGGUGGAAGAAGAGAAUGAUUCUGAAGGAGAAUCCAGGGCUACAGAAGAAAUUACAUACAACUCAGAUACUGAUGAUGAUUCCGAAGAAUUGGCUUUGGAAGGCCUCCAGGAAUCCAAAGAUACAGAAGCAGGAAAAAAUGACGUUGAUUUGUCAGAUGACGAUGGUCCGCCUGUACUUAGUCCUAUAAUGCCUCUACUAAGUGGAAAUAUGUCUGGGGAACAAUCGAUAAGUCGCAAACUUGGUUCAAGAACAACGCCAACGGGAAAAGAAAUGGAAAUUUGUAAUUUAGCAGAAAUUCAAAAUCAAUCUGCCUCCAAAUCAGUGAAUUUCUAUGGAAAGGAUUUGUGUAACAAUGAAUCAUUAGAUUGUGAGUCCGAAACGUUUAUAAAUCGUAGCGACGAAGAAUAUGAAGGUGCGAAAAAUGGAUACGAUGAAAAUUCUAUGGAAGAAAACGAGGACGAUAAUGAAGAGACUAUAGACAAUGACGAAGCAGUAGACAAUGAAGAGCAUGAAGGAAACGAAGAAGUCGAGCAGGACGAAGAUAACGCGGAAAAUAAUGAGGUAGAGAUGAACGAAAAUAGUGAAGGAAACGAAUUGUAUGAAGAAAUUGAAGAGAAUGAAUCAAAUGAAGAAAUUGAAGAUAACGAAGAGAAUGAUGAACAUGAAGAGAAUUAUGAGAAUGAAGAAAAUGAGGAGAGCGAGGAAAAUGAGGAAAACGAGGAGAAUGAAGAAAACGAGGAAAAAAUAGAAGGCAUGCAAUUGGAUGAUUUAGAAAAUGCUGUACUAAUGGUGACCGAAGGAAAUGAAAUAUUGAUACAACAAGAUAUAUUAGAGGAUGGAAUUGAGAACGUAAAUCAAGCAUAUGUUUAUUCUACGCUUGCUUAUAGUACGGACGAAGACAGUGAUGAUGCAGGGAAGUGAGUGCCAAAUUGUGAAUAAGGAUUUUGAGAAAAUGCAAGGUGAGACAGUUGUUAUAUUGUUUUUCAGGAUUGGAGGAUACGUGGAAAUGCGUUUUGAAAGUUAUAAGGUAGUUAAGAAUUAAAUUCCAAAAAUUAAGUUUUGAAAAAACGUUUUCAUAGUACCGAAGAUAUACGAAAAGAUACGAAAUAUUUUGUUCAAAUAAAAUCGUAAUUAGUAUAACAUUUUAGAUAUUUAAACUAUUUGAAAUCCACGUGUUUAAUAUAUAGUAUAAUUCGCAAGCUUAUAUAUAAUUUUAUACGAAUAUUCGUUUCUCUAUUACAAACAUGGAUUUAGAAUUAAUAUCUCUGAAAACACACAAACCCACGUAUUCUUAUAAUUCAUUAAAAUUAAUCGGAAUUUGUAUUGAUUUGUUCUGUAUAGAAAAAAAAGAGAUGUACUGUUACGUGAUAUGUACCUUGAAAUUUAUGGAAAUUCACACCGAUGUUGCGAUAACGUGUAAAUAUAUGUGAAGUUUAAUAGUAGGAAUAUUAUAGGAAUACCUAGGACUAUUAACGGGAGUUUAAUAUAAGGUAAGACGUGGGAUUACAUUAAAAAUUCGUGCAUGAACAUACAGGUAUUGGAAAAAAGGAUCGAGAUAGAGUAAAAUUGACCAAAGUCAAUGUGAUGUAAUAAAAGAACAAACCCCCCCAAACUCCUAAUGAAUUUAUUUAAGUUUUUACCAAUUCCGAUCUCACGAGUGCAGAUCGAAUUCGUCCUCAAGCUGUUUGAGAUUAUAUUCGAUCGAAAUCGAUAUUUGAUUUUCCAAAUUUUUUCUUAUAAAUUUUUCCAAGCGCAAAUAGUACAAAUAUAGCAAUAUACAGAAUUAUCGUAAUAUUAGGUGAAUAAUGAACGCUAUAAUACUACAGUUUCAUAAUUUCUACUAAAUUAUAAGCGAAUCCUUUUGUAUCCAUAAAUAGUAUUGAACGUUCGUUUCAAGUAUACAUAUAAUACUGUAUUCGUUAUCUGUUAUACAUAUCUAUGUUGAUGCUCUGUUAUUAUUAUUCAUAAUAAUAUAUUUUUUAUUAUUUCGGUAUUAUAUUAAUAUCGAUUCGAUUGAAUCUGCCGCAAGAAAUUUCAAUACCGGAGGAUCAAGAAACAGAGACAAUUUAGUGUAUAUAGUAGUCGUGUAAGUAACAUCGUGUACAGCUACAUUAUACUAUACGAAACAAAACAAAAAAAUAUUUGUAUGCGUGUAUGAGGAAAGCAUGAUUACUGGUGUGACAGAAAGGAAAGGCCACCUUCUAUUACUUUUUUAACGUUGUACGUUUAAAAACGAUCAAGGAGAAACUGAAGAUCACUUCUAUUUUAACAAUAAAAGUAUCGAAUAACCGUGCGUCGUAAAAUAAACUAAUUUAUUUCUGAUAUAUUGAACAUUUUUAUUCGUUGCAUGGAAUUCAGUUUCUCUGCAGAUGUCGUUCCCACUGUAUUUCAUCAACCUUGAUACAUUUGCAUAGUUUAGCAUAGGGAGUGACAUUUUCUUUUCUUGCACAUUUAUUAUGUUGGAAUCUAUUUUCACUAUCCUAACAACGUUAACGAUUGUCUGUUAGAAAAUCAAAAAAAUAGCCAAGUAUGUAUAAUUUCAUAUCCUAUUGGAUUAGCUAUAUGCAUGGUUAUUUCUGCUAACUUCCGUUCGAUUCUUUUCCUCUUGUUUCGUUUAUUAUUUAUUGGAGCAUACGCUUCCUUUCCGAUGCGUUUAGUAUAUAAGACACACGAAAACGGCGAUUCGCAUUUAACGUUUGUAAUAAUUAAAAUAAAAAUUACUAUAAGUUGAUUAA